UUAAAUGGAUUCAGCAACGGCAGCUCCACCGUCGCCGGAGCUGGACCUCGACAAUCUCAGAGCACUCAAAGUCCUCGGAAAAGGUGCCAUGGGCACAGUCUUCCUCGUUCUCGACACCACCACCGCCGCCACCCCCUUCGCACUCAAAGUGGUGGACAAAACCUCCAUCCACGCCAAGCUCGACGCCGACCGCCGCGCCCGCUGGGAAAUCCAGGUCCUCUCCCAACUUUCCCACCCAUUCCUUCCUUCAAUUCUGGGCACAUUCGAAUCUCAACAGUUCCUCGCGUGGGCCCUGCCUUACUGCCCCGGCGGCGACCUUAACGUCCUCCGUUACCGUCAAACUGACCGCGUCUUCUCCCCCGCCGUCAUCCGCUUCUACCUCGCCGAGAUCCUCUGCGCUCUCGACCACCUCCAUAGCAUGGGCAUCGCCUACCGCGAUUUAAAGCCAGAGAAUGUCCUCAUUCAACGUUCCGGUCACGUGACCCUCACGGACUUCGAUCUCUCUCGCAAGCUCAUACCAAACACCAUCAAAAUCACUGAUUCUUCUAUACCCUUGCCAGAUUCCAAGCCUCCAGAACCUCCCCGGAAACAUUGCCGGAACUUCUCCCGGUGGAUCCCGCUCCUUCCGCCGGACACGAGUCAUCAUAGCAUUAACGGCUUGAAGAAGACCAAGUCCGCUCGAGUCAGCCCGGUGAGUCGACGGAAGCCGAGUUUAUCCAACGGCGAACGGUCCAACUCGUUCGUCGGCACGGAGGAGUACGUUUCGCCGGAGGUCGUCCGCGGCGACGGCCACGAGUUCGCCGUUGACUGGUGGGCCCUGGGGAUACUCACCUACGAAAUGAUGUACGGUACGACGCCGUUCAAGGGGAAGAACCGGAAGGAAACGUUCCGAAACGUGGUGACGAAACUGCCGGCGUUCGUCGGGAAACGUUCGGCGUUAACGGACCUGAUAGAGAAGUUGUUGGAAAAGGACCCUGCACAGCGAUUGGGUUACGCGCGAGGCGCUGCGGAGAUCAAGGAGCACGAGUUCUUCAGAGGGGUUCGGUGGGAUCUAUUGACGGAAUUGGAGCGGCCGCCGUUCAUUCCGUCGAGAGAUGACGGUGUCGGAGAAUCGCUGGAGAAAUUGUUAACCGGAAAUCGAGGCAUGGACAUUAGGGAUUACUUCCAGAGCUUGAAAUCGCCGUCGUUGCCGGCUUCGCCGUCACCAUCACCGUCUUCCAAGUUUAAAAGAAAUGUUUCUCUCUCAGAAUUCUGACGCACGUGUGAGAGCUUACUUGCACGUGUAAGAGUUAGUUAUUCUUUUUUAGCAUUUUUUGUAAUUUCCGUGCACAUAGAAUAACGAUUAGAUCGUGAAAAACGGGAUUAGCGAAGAUUAGUUGCUAUAAAAUCCUAAUAUAUGAGGUGUAAGAGUUGUAGAAUACGAUUGUUUAUGAGAUUGGUAUAUGUGAAACCUUUUUUCGAUG
Molecule: messenger RNA, 1463 nt
Organism: Gastrolobium bilobum
Lineage: Eukaryota; Viridiplantae; Streptophyta; Magnoliopsida; Fabales; Fabaceae
Product: serine/threonine-protein kinase UCN-like
Exons: 1
Coding region: 5-1255 (416 amino acids)
Biological process (GO): protein phosphorylation
Cellular component (GO): cytoplasm; plasma membrane; nucleus
Molecular function (GO): ATP binding; protein serine/threonine kinase activity
Source: RefSeq, a predicted model, not a curated record